Vitis riparia (riverbank grape) is the source of this 860-nucleotide messenger RNA. RefSeq names its product probable glutathione S-transferase. The coding region runs from base 18 to 677 and encodes 219 amino acids. Gene Ontology annotation, cellular component: cytoplasm. Gene Ontology annotation, biological process: glutathione metabolic process. The record is from RefSeq and is a predicted model, not a curated record. The transcript is spliced from 2 exons. NCBI's taxonomy places the organism in Eukaryota, Viridiplantae, Streptophyta, Magnoliopsida, Vitales, Vitaceae. Gene Ontology annotation, molecular function: glutathione transferase activity.
UUGAAUCUUGUCGAGCAAUGGCGGAUGAGAUUAUCUUGUUGAAUUUCUGGGCUAGCAUCUUUGGUAUGAGGGUAAGAGUUGCCCUGGCAGAGAAGGGCCUUAAGUAUGAAAAAAGAGAGGAGGACUUGUGGAACAAAAGCCCUCUGCUUCUUGAAGUGAACCCAGUUCAUAAGAAAAUCCCAGUUCUGAUCCACAACGGAAAGCCCAUUUGUGAGUCUAUGAUAAUAGUUCAGUAUAUUGAUGAGGUUUGGAACCAUAAAUCUCCCCUGUUGCCUACUGAUCCAUACCAGAGAGCUCAGGCCAGGUUCUGGGCGGACUACAUAGACAAGAAGCUCUAUGACCUUGGAAAGAAGAUACUGUUAACCAAAGGAGAAGAGCAGGAGACAGCCAAGAAGGAAUUCAUAGAGUGCCUUAAGCUCUUGGAAGGAGAGCUGGGAGAGAAGCCUUACUUUGGUGGUGAAAACUUUGGGUUUGUGGAUGUGGCUCUGGUGACCUUCUCUUCCCGGUUUUAUGCAUAUGAGAGCAUUGGCAACUUCAGCAUAGAGGCAGAGUGCCCCAAGUUGAUAGCUUGGACCAAGAGGUGCAUGCAAAAGGAGAGCGUGUCGUCUUCUCUUGCGGAUCCACACAAGGUCCAUGCCUUUGUCAUGGGGCUGAGAAAGAAGACUGGAAUCGAGUAGAAGUGAAACAUCAUGGGCUGUUAACUAUUUAGUAUUGUUUUGGUACAAUAAAAGGAGUGCUUGUUACGCUAAUGCGUAAUCUAUAAUGAUAUUAUGCACCAUAGAUAGAAUUGGUUAUGUCACGUUUUCUAAAUAACCUUUGUAAUAGUUUUUUUUUUUCUGAUUUAUAUAUUUGGCAAAAGA